Molecule: messenger RNA, 1098 nt
Organism: Dendrobium catenatum
Lineage: Eukaryota; Viridiplantae; Streptophyta; Magnoliopsida; Asparagales; Orchidaceae
Product: 2-Cys peroxiredoxin BAS1, chloroplastic
Exons: 7
Coding region: 100-909 (269 amino acids)
Biological process (GO): cell redox homeostasis; response to oxidative stress; cellular response to stress
Molecular function (GO): thioredoxin peroxidase activity
Source: RefSeq, a predicted model, not a curated record
GUUUAGAAGGCUUAAAACCCAUUCACCUUUUCGUUCUGGGCUUAUCCGCAGGCUAAACAGAGAAUUUGGAGCGAGAGUGAAAGAGAUUAGCUCCCCUCCAUGGCGUACUCGGCUCCUUCCAUACUCUCGACGAGCCACAGCACCUUUUCCUCUAAAUCCGCCACUCCGAUGGCCUUUUCUUAUUCUCCUUCAAAGCCUCUUACUCGAACGAUUGCGGUUAUGAGGGGUUUCCAUGGCCUGCGAAAGAUUUUCCAGCCUAGCUCUACUAGGCUUGUCUCAGCUCCCAGAUCGCAUAGGAGAAGUUUCCGCGUCAAUGCUAGCUUCCCGUUGGUGGGAAAUCCGGCACCCGAUUUUGAGGCAGAGGCAGUAUUCGACCAGGAGUUUAUCAAGGUUAAACUAUCUGACUAUAUUGGAAAGAAGUAUGUGAUUCUCUUUUUCUAUCCUCUGGACUUCACAUUUGUUUGUCCAACAGAGAUAACUGCCUUCAGUGAUCGAUAUGCAGAGUUUGAGAAACUAAAUACAGAAGUGUUGGGUGUUUCAAUUGACAGUGUGUUUUCCCACCUUGCAUGGGUUCAAACUGAUAGGAAGUCUGGUGGGCUAGGUGAUUUGAAGUAUCCUUUGGUAUCUGAUGUGACAAAAUCAAUUGCAAAAUCUUAUGAAGUUUUGAUUUCCGACCAGGGAAUUGCACUUCGUGGGCUUUUCAUCAUUGACAAGGAGGGAAUUAUUCAGCACUCGACCAUAAAUAACCUUGCUAUUGGCCGAAGUGUGGAUGAAACCCUGAGAACCCUUCAGGCUUUGCAAUACGUGCAAGAGAAUCCUGAUGAGGUUUGCCCGGCUGGAUGGAAGCCUGGGGACAAGUCGAUGAAACCAGAUCCCAAGCGCAGCAAGGAAUACUUUGCAGCUAUUUAGGGAUAUAAACAACAGUAUUGUUAGUACUUUCACCAUUACUGUUUCGCAAUUUUGCAAGGCUUCGUCUUAUUGUGACACCUUCCUGUAAUUUGAGGGAAAAAAAAGUAUUAUGCGUGUUGCAAAUGGCAUUCUCUUGAAUAUAAUGGAAAUGCUGGAAAUCAAAUAUAUUAGAAGUUAAGAUUGUUCACA